Messenger RNA from Python bivittatus (Burmese python), 3848 nucleotides. NCBI's taxonomy places the organism in Eukaryota, Metazoa, Chordata, Lepidosauria, Squamata, Pythonidae. The record is from RefSeq and is a predicted model, not a curated record.
AAGUUGACUUGCCUCUGAAGAAGGAUGGCUUCACAUCAGAAGGGACCACACUGGAAGCCUUGUUGCGUGGAGAAGGGCUUGAAAAGAAGAUAGAUACUAAAGAGGAGGAUACUCUACAAGAAAUCCAGAGGGUGUUGGAAAAUGAUGAAAAUGCAGAUGAAGUGAAUGAAGAGGAAGAGAUAGAAGAAGAUAUUCCAAAACGAAAAAACAGACCCCGAGGACGGGCUCGAGGCUCUGGUGGUGGUAGGCGAAGGAACGAUGUUUCUUCUAUGGAUGACCAUGAUAAGCCUUAUGUUUGUGACAUCUGUGGCAAGCGCUAUAAGAAUCGACCAGGACUGAGCUACCACUAUGCCCAUACUCACCUUGCUAGCGAGGAGGGGGAUGAUGCUCGGGAACAGGAGACACGUUCUCCACCUGUCCACAGAAAUGAAAACCAUAAACCCCAAAAAGGACCAGAUGGGGCCAUCAUUUCCAAUAACUACUGUGAUUUCUGCCUUGGAGGAUCUAAUAUGAAUAAAAAAAGUGGACGACCAGAGGAGCUUGUCUCAUGUUCAGACUGUGGGCGUUCUGGUCACCCAACCUGCUUGCAGUUCACGGCAAAUAUGACCGAGGCUGUCAAAACCUAUCAGUGGCAAUGCAUUGAAUGCAAAUCCUGUAGCCUCUGCGGGACUUCUGAGAAUGACGACCAGUUGCUCUUCUGUGAUGACUGUGACCGUGGUUACCAUAUGUAUUGCUUAAACCCACCAGUCUCUGAACCCCCAGAAGGAAGCUGGAGUUGUCAUUUGUGUCAAGAACUACUCCAAGAGAGAGCAUCAGCUUUCUGCUUCCAGCCCUAGAUGACAGCAAAGGAUGGGGCUUAUUCUUGAAUCCGUAGCACCAGCACACAAUGAUCAUUCAUCACAUAAGGCUAUGUAUAACCAUAAACAUGCUCUUGCCCACAUGAAAGGAUGAACACUCAAAGAAGCAUCUAUAGCAUUUUCUUCUCCAGGGUUACAUUUCACCAAGAUUUUACCUCCUGGGUUCUACUAGAAGGAGCACACCUUUGAGGGAAGGGGGAGGGGUCUAUGUUCAAAUGAAUACUUUCCCCUGAAGUGCAUGAUUUCAGGUCUGUUGUAAUAGAUUCAUAUGUGUUAUGAUAAUAGCAUAAAGGGGAGCUGUUGUAACUGUUGGUAUUUAGACAUUUAAAUUGUGUGGAUUGUGAUCUUGGUUUGAUUUAUCUCCUCCUUCCUUCAGAUUAAUCAGUAUUAUCCAUCCCUCUAAGAGCCAUCCCCCCAGCCUGUCAUCUUGCAGAUGUGUUAGGGCUACAGCUUCCAGAAUUCCCACCCAACAUGGGCAACAGCUGGAAAUAAUGGGAGUUAGACUCACAACAUAUUUGGAGAACAUUAGAUUAGUACUAGAGUGCUUUGUAAUUGUUUGUGAUCUAGGGCUGUGGUGGGGUAUUAAACUUAUCACUAUAAGGUUCUAAUGGGAAAUUGCUUUUUAUAAGCAUUUUUUUUAGAAGUAGGUACAAUCAGAUAAUAGUAUUCUGGUUGUUUACAGUUCCAUAAUGAUAAAAUCAAAAUAACCCUUCACAAGGAAGCACAUACACAAUAUCUAUCUGAGUCUUCUCCAUUACUCUAAUAAUAUAAAGAUAAAAAGGUGAUAUGACUUCAUUACUUUAAUGUUUCCCACAGCUAGUCUAGAUUCACAUGACAUAGCAUAUCCGGUCUGUUGCUCUCCCUAGGUAAAUUACACCCCAGUGAAGGAGUGCCAGACUCUCAGCAAAGAAGCAAAGCUAUCCAAAUGAGGUUGGGAAUAUCAUAUCUUCCUUUGCAGGGCCUUUUUCUUUUAGAGUGAAAGCUUUAAAGAAAAAUCCCCGGUGUCAUGACUGGGGUUAGAGCACCACAUACAAAUGAUCAUCUCCCCACCUUCUCCUUCCCUGCCUUACCCUCGCAGGUGCAGUAGAGAAGCCUGUUUUGUGCAGGGCUACUCUAGGCUCUUGUCUCUGGCUACAGAAGAUGGGCAGCUAUGUCAACCCUCAUUUCCAUAUUUGGGUGACAUAGCUGACUUGGGGUCAUUAGUUUACUCAAAAACAAAUCCAGGUCUGACUUGGGUUUCAACUAAUCCUCUCUAAAUGCAGUGGUUACUGUUUUAUUUUUAGUUCACAACAUAUGUUGAUCUCCCCUUCCUUUCAGAUGAGCAUGCUAUGCAAACAAGACCUAUGAAAUAAUUGGUUAUUUGAGGAUGCUAAAUUUAUGACUGGAUUCAAACAUGUUAAACCAUGGUUUGUUAAAUCAUGGAUUAUUGCAUAAACCACAGUGGCUGGGUUACCCAAACCCAAACCAAGCAAAUCACAUUACUGCUUAGUGUACUGCAUAUAUUAAGUCAAUAAUUCUUUCAAAUUAUACAUUCCUUGGAAGAGUUGCCCAUAAACACAUACAGCUCUUGAUAUGUUUGGAUUUUAGGACCAAACUGAAUGCGACAAUGUCUUUAAAUCUAGAUCUGCUCAAUCAUUUAGGGAAAAAAAAUGUAUCAGUUGUUAACAAGAGAAAGGGCAUUGCAAUAGUGAGUGUUAAAUCUUGUCUGUGACUUACCUCCCUUUGUUCUGUCUCUUUAGCCUUUUUAUCCCCAGCUGACCUCUGAUAGUGCUGAUGCCCUUGGAUGCUAGGAAGGUAUGUGGGAGGAUGCUAUGAAGAGCUGACUGGACAGCACUGAGAGUGUUGACAUCAUCCCAUGGUUUACGUGGGAUCUAGAUAAGUGACAAAGCACAAUAUUUUGACCCAAAGUAUAUUAUCUGCUUCAGGCUUGAUCCUAAGACUUAAAAGGAGAGUGUGAGAUGUGCUGAAUGCAGGCAUUCCGUAUAAUACAAUUAUGUUACAUAGGCCCAGAUUUUAGAAAGUGUCAUAUUGAGUUAGAUCAUUUAAUAGUCUUACCUGCCCUGAUUGGCAGUUUUUCAGGAUUCAAACCAAAUUUUCCCAGUUCCAUAAAUAGUGCCAAAGAUUGAAUCUGUGACCUGCUGCAAGAAAAGCAUGUGUUCUUCUACCAGCAAGCAGCAGGCCUUCCAGUACAAAGUGCCAGUGACUUUAUUGGGCAAACUAAGCCCAUACUUAACUUUCUUCUAUAAACCAGGGAUGAAUAAUGAUUCAGCUGAAGUCCUCGUCAAUUGUUGCAGAGGCUGUUCCCCUCCACCCCCCAUCCCCGUCUUUUAGGCUUUACAUGAGAUUUUAGAUGCAAUGCAAAAUGCUUGUAACUGUCAUGGAGCAUGUUGACUUCACUGAAUGGGAUUUUUGUCCCUAUCGCCUUAUAUUGUGACCUGUUAUACUGCUAUAGCAGCUUAAAAGAGUUUCCAUUGUAAAAUAUAAGGACAACUAGCAUCCUUUUGGUAAAACUGGUACCUAUGGUAAUCACACCUACUCUGACUUACCCACAAUACCAAGCCAUAAUGUGGUUUAGUUUGGUUUUGGCAUGAUGUGACAUACAAAACUAUUAUGGCUUAGUGUUAGGUGGGAAUGGGCCAGGUCAUAAUGGUUCGUUCAACAAAUUGUAGUAUGGGCUGGUGGCGAUCAAUCCAGCCAGUUAAACCUGAGGUGCUUAGUUUUAGAUCCAAACAGAUCUGGGUGGGUUUGGAACUAAACUACCCCCCACCCCCGUGCUGUGCAAACUAUUUACUUGAGGUUAAACUGUCCCUUCUGAUAUGCAUGAUUGAGAUGGGUCUUUGAGGGGCCCUCUAUGGUGAUUUUGGGUUUAUUCUCUGUGGUUGCAUGAUGAGUGAAAAAAAAGGGGGGAAGGGUGAGUGAGGUGCAGACACCUGACCCUGUCCAUAAUGGUUCUAACCCCAAUUUUAAGAAGAAUUUUUUUUAAAAAAAGCC